This is a messenger RNA of Maudiozyma saulgeensis, 1527 nucleotides long. The record is from the annotation of a GenBank genome assembly. NCBI's taxonomy places the organism in Eukaryota, Fungi, Ascomycota, Saccharomycetes, Saccharomycetales, Saccharomycetaceae.
AUGAGUGACAAUAUUGUUCAACUGCCAGUGGCGUUCGAAAAGAAUACUAUUAUCGUAGUAUUUGGUGCUUCUGGGGAUUUAGCUAAGAAAAAGACUUUCCCUGCUUUAUUUGGUCUUUAUCGUGAAGGUUAUUUAGACCCUUCAACUAAGAUUAUCGGUUAUGCGAGAUCUGAUUUAUCCCUAGAUGAUUUACAUUCUCGUAUUACUCCUCAUUUAGGGAAACCAAACGGUUCAGCUGAUGAUGCUAAAAUUGAACAAUUUUUUAAGAUGGUUACUUAUGUUCAUGGUCCAUAUGAUACUACUGAUGGUGUAACUAAAUUGAAAUUACACAUUGAAGAAUUGGAGACAAAGAUGAACGUUCAAAAGAGUCAUCGUUUAUUCUAUUUAGCUUUACCACCAAGUGUUUUCUUAACCGUGGCCACUAACAUUAAAAAAGUACUAUAUGAUCCAAAUGGUAUCACUCGUAUUGUUGUUGAAAAGCCUUUUGGUCAUGAUUUAACUAGUGCUCGUGCUUUACAAAACAAUUUAGCUCCUUUAUUCCGUGAAGAAGAAUUAUUUAGAAUUGAUCAUUAUCUUGGUAAAGAAUUAGUGAAAAAUCUAUUAGUAUUGAGAUUUGGUAAUCAAUUUUUAAAUGCUUCAUGGAAUAAAGAUAAUUUACAGUCUAUUCAAAUUUCAUUUAAAGAACCAUUUGGUACUGAAGGACGUGGUGGUUAUUUUGAUUCAAUCGGGAUUAUUAGAGAUGUUAUGCAAAAUCAUUUAUUACAAAUUUUAACUUUAUUAACAAUGGAAAGACCUGCUUCAUUCGAUCCAGAAUCUAUUCGUGAUGAAAAAGUUAAAGUAUUAAAAUCAAUGGCUCCAAUUGAUCAUAAUGAUAUCUUAGUUGGACAAUAUACUAAAUCGAAGGAUGGUUCAAAACCAGCUUAUUUAGAUGAUGAAACUGUCACUCCAAAUUCAAAAUGUAUGACUUUCGCAGCUUUAAGCUUCAAGAUUCAAAAUGAGAGAUGGGAAGGUGUACCAAUUAUGAUGCGUGCUGGUAAAGCUCUUAAUGAAGGGAAAGUUGAAAUCAGAUUACAAUAUAAAGCUGUUGCAUCUGGUGUCUUCAAUAAUAUCCCAAAUAAUGAAUUGGUCAUUAGAGUUCAACCAAAUCCAGCUGUCUAUAUGAAAUUUAAUGCAAAGACUCCAGGUUUAUCUAAUGCUACUCAGGUAACUGAUUUGGAUUUAACUUAUUCUAGUAGAUAUAAGGAUUUCUGGAUUCCAGAAGCUUAUGAAGUCCUAAUUAGAGACGUACUAAUGGGUAACCAUUCAAAUUUUGUUAGAGAUGAUGAAUUAGAUGUUAGUUGGAAACUAUUUACACCGCUAUUAGAAUAUUUGGAAGGUCCAAAUGGUCCAACUCCAGAAUUAUACCCGUACGGUGCUAGAGGUCCAGAUGGAUUAAUCGAUUAUUUGGGUAAACAUAAUUAUGUCUUACAUAGUAUGGGUAAUAGCUAUACUUGGCCAGUUACUAAACCAGAGGAAGAAAAAAACUAA